Messenger RNA from Chanos chanos (milkfish), 1075 nucleotides. RefSeq names its product tumor protein, translationally-controlled 1 (gene tpt1). Lineage: Eukaryota; Metazoa; Chordata; Actinopteri; Gonorynchiformes; Chanidae. The transcript is spliced from 6 exons. Gene Ontology annotation, molecular function: calcium ion binding. Gene Ontology annotation, cellular component: cytoplasm. The coding region runs from base 81 to 593 and encodes 170 amino acids. The record is from RefSeq and is a predicted model, not a curated record.
CCUUGUUCGGUCCUUUCGCGCUAGGACCGUUGCGGUGGAAGCAGCCUUUUAGUGAUAUCCCGAUAUUACAAUCCAGCAAAAUGAUCAUCUACAAAGACGUAAUCACAGGAGACGAAAUGUUCUCUGACAUCUACAAGAUAAAAGAAUCUCCCAAUGGAAUUUUAAUCGAAGUCGAAGGAAAGACGGUCAGUCGGACAGAGAACUUUGAUGAUUCUCUCUUUGGGGGUAACGCCUCAGCAGAAGGUGGAGAUGAGGGUGUUGAAUCCAGCACAGAGAGCGGUGUGGACAUUAUCCUGAACCAUAAACUCAAAGAGACACCUUUCACCAAGGAGACAUACAAAGCAUACAUCAAGGAUUACAUGAAGGCAAUCAAGGCCAAGCUGGAGGAGAACAACCCAGAGAGAGUAAAACCAUUCAUGAGUGGUGCACAAGAGGAAAUUAAGAAGAUUAUGGGCAACCUAAAGAACUACCAGUUUUUCACAGGCGAGUCGAUGAACCCUGAGGGCAUGGUGGGACUGCUGGACUACCGUGAAGAUGGAAUCACCCCCUUCAUGGUCUUCUUCAAGGAUGGCCUGGAGAUAGAGAAAUGUUAACAUACCGGGAUACAGGAGUACUUCAGACUGGCUGCCUUUUCGCAAUUGAGCCAAGAUCAUGGACCAGACAAAUUUUUUUUCUUUUUUUUUUUUUUGCACUUUUGGAAUGAGAAGUAUUUUAACGUGGUGUAUGUUCCCCAGGCCCGUGGGCUUGUAACUCACUCAUCUUGCUCAGGCCCAAGUAGAGUGUGGUAAAAUAAAAAAAGCCAUUAGAAAGACAGCGUGUGGAUUUGGCGUGUAUGAUACUGAUCCUCUGAAUUUGCUGGUGUGAAAAAAAAAAAAAACCCUCCACCACGAAAGGCGAGGACUGCCUCAUCACACAGAGACGAUUCUUUACAGCUUGACUGAUCGGCUGAAUCACCCUGGCCUGUGUUAGCUUGGUUUCGAUUGCAUAUUGAUGUAUGCCAUGUUCCUGAAAGGAUUGCUUGUGAUUUGAUGAAGUGUAUAACUAAUAAACCACUGGACGAGGUCCUAUAAAAGUG